CUCUCUCUCUCUCUCUCUCUCUCUCUCUCUCUCUCUCUCAUAUGGAGCAUGUAUGUCUAUUGUUUAGUCACAUCUGAGAGAGGUAGUGAUAUCUUGUCUAUCUAUUUUUUUAUUAUGAGGAUGAGCUUUAAAUACUUUAUCAACCUUGAUUUGCCUUGCUAAAACCUCUCCUUGCACAUCUUUUAGCUUUGGUGUUUUUGUUCAGUCUUCACCUUUUCAACUUUUUGGCCAUCUCUCUCUCUCUCUCUCUCUCUCUCUCCCUCUCUCACUCUCUAUCUACGUAUAUAAUCCUAGCUUAGCUGUUCAUCUGAUCUUUGCUUCCUACCUUUUGCAACAUGAGCAGCGAUCACCCUUACUCCACUUACUACAAUGGAUCUUGGUUUAAUCUUAACCCUAACUAUUACUACUUGUCUCCUGCUCCCGCAGCUCCUCCCCCGCUUUCCUAUUCCAGUUUCACUCACUACUAUCAACCGUCACCGCCUUCUCCACCGCUCAGGGAAGCUCUUCCUCUCCUCAGCCUUAGCCCAUCAAGAAGAUCACCCACCCAAAAUCAAGAAUAUCUUAGCAGUACAACUAAUGAUUCUUGUAGUACAACCACCACAACCAUAGCCAUGGACGUAGAUCAUCACAAGGACAAAACUACAACUGAUGAUGAUGAUCAUGAGACUGUAACUGUGGCUCUACAUCUUGGUCUCCCAAGCCCUAGCUUUUCCGAAGCUGAUCUCAUCACAAGGCUUUCCACCAAUUCAAACAACAAUACUACUGAAGCUGAUCAUAAAGAAGUGGAGGAGGAAGAAGGUACACACAGCAACGGGUAUCUUACAAGCGCACUCAACAAGGGUCAGUAUUGGAUCCCAACUCCAGCUCAGAUUCUAAUUGGACCAACUCAGUUCUCUUGCCCUCUUUGCUUCAAAACCUUCAACAGAUACAAUAACAUGCAGAUGCAUAUGUGGGGCCAUGGAUCUCAAUACAGGAGAGGACCAGAAUCGCUAAGGGGAACACAGCCAACAGCGAUGCUAAGGCUACCAUGCUACUGCUGUGCACCUGGGUGUCGAAACAACAUCGAUCACCCAAGGGCCAAGCCACUAAAAGAUUUCAGAACCCUUCAGACACACUACAAAAGGAAGCAUGGGAUCAAGCCGUUUAUGUGUAGAAAAUGCGGCAAGGCCUUUGCUGUCAGAGGAGAUUGGCGAACCCAUGAGAAAAACUGUGGGAAACUUUGGUAUUGUAGCUGCGGAUCAGAUUUCAAACACAAGAGAUCUUUAAAAGAUCAUAUAAAGGCAUUUGGGAAUGGGCAUGCAGCUUAUGGGAUUGAUGAUUGUUGCUUUGAAUUAGAAGAAGAAGAAGCUGCUUCUGAGAUUGAGCAAGACAAUGAAUCAUCUCAUUGUGAUAAUUAAUCAAAAGUUGCCACUACCAACUGUUCUUAGAGAUUGUCAGAAUCACUUUUGAAGGACCCCUCUUUGAUUUCCUUGCAUGUUCACUUUUUUUUUUGGGUUAAAACAUUUCUUUUUCGUUCCUUGUUUAGGUUUUAUCUUUUUAUCAUUUCAUGAGACAUUAAAUCAAGAUUUGUAAAUUCCCUUUCAAGCUCUAAGUCCCUUCUCUUCUGUGUUUGUGGCUACUAGUUUUAAAUGCAUACUCCAUUAUCUUAUAUGUUCAAACCCUAAUAAUAAAAACUUGC
Lactuca saligna is the source of this 1678-nucleotide messenger RNA. NCBI's taxonomy places the organism in Eukaryota, Viridiplantae, Streptophyta, Magnoliopsida, Asterales, Asteraceae. The record is from the annotation of a GenBank genome assembly.